Molecule: messenger RNA, 2565 nt
Organism: Ipomoea nil (Japanese morning glory)
Lineage: Eukaryota; Viridiplantae; Streptophyta; Magnoliopsida; Solanales; Convolvulaceae
Exons: 1
Coding region: 1-2565 (854 amino acids)
Source: RefSeq, a predicted model, not a curated record
AUGACAGGAAGCCAAGAACAGUUGAGUCAACACGAUAACGGGCUAGGAGCCGACCUAAGAGAUCAGUUGAAUCGAAGAAACGCCCGAAGCCGGGAAAAUGACGCGACACCGCCGCCGAAUCCGCGGAUAAAUCCACAACCAGCCGCGGUGCAGCUCACCCCGGAUCAGCUACAAGCGAUUGGACGCGCUUUCGCCGAGGCGAGCCGGGGAAUGCGGGAGCAAUCCGCUACUCGGAUACCGCAACGAGACCCCCAACCGUCGCGGAGGCCAGACAAUCGACAAUCCGCCCGCCGGACUGAGAGUCAACCGGCCCAGUCCGUUCAUUCUCGGUUGGGUCCGGGUGUGGAACGACGGUCGGCGAGAGAACGGCUGGGACGAAGGGAACCCCUUCGCGCCCCGUUAGAAACUCACGGUCGACAGAGCGCGCGUGAGCGUAACCGUGCAAGGAAAGCCCGGACGGUGGCUCGCCGCUUAGAGCAGCCCGCCCACGACCAUGAUCAACCUGACGAGUCAGAGGUCGGCGAGAGCACGGAAUCGACAGGAAACCGCGCCCAAGAGAGGGUCGAGGUGGCAAAUCUAGUCCAGGAAGUACGAAAUCUAAAAGAACAGGUGGAAGGAAAAGCCAAGGCCCCUGGCCGAACGCUGCUGACCGCGUUACCCUUCUCGGCCGAGAUCAUGGCCUUCAAGAUACCGGGCGACUUCAAGUUCCCGGAGCAAGCCACGUUCAACGGGUCGGGAGACCCGCGAGAACACCUACUGAGCUACCAAGCUAAGAUGCAAGUUUUAGGGGUACGGGACCCGGUCAUGUGCCGCGCCUUCUUACCCACGCUAAAGGGGUCCGCACAGAGGUGGCUCGUGGCGCAACCCCCAGGGACGAUUCACAGUUUCGAGGAGCUAGCAGAUCGCUUCAUGAGCCACUACGCCGCCAACAUCAAGCCACAGAAGGACCUGACGCACUUAGUCGACAUCCACCAGGACGAGGGCGAGUCCUUAAAAACCUAUUUAGCCCGCUGGCAAAAGGAGAUCCAGUCGAUAGAGGAAGUGGAGGACCAAACGGCACUCACUUUCUUCAUCGAGUCUUUGCGGUCCGGCCAGCUGUACCGAGACCUAAGGGACAAUCGCCCGGCAACGUACGUGGAAGCUAUCCAGAUGGCCAACAAGAGAGCCAACACGGAGCAGGCCAUGAAGCAUAAACGACAACGCGAGGUCGGCGGGUCCGCCAGCGGGAAAAGGACGCGGGCCGAGACGAAGGAAAGGCGUUCGGAUGUGGCCCGGCGACCCAAUGUUAGGCGACCGUACGACCGCCCCAUCGUCCACGCCUAUCGACCGGUUCCGGAGCGGCCGGUCCACGAAAUACAAGCAGUCGCCCCACCUCCGCCUCCACCGAUCGACGACCGCGUAACAAGUGAGGAGACUGGUAAGGCUUCUAAGUACUGUCAUUAUCAUAAAUCUUAUACUCACAGCACGGAAGAAUGCUUCUAUCUAAAGAAGAUCAUAGAGGGGAUUAUCCAGCAAGGGACCCCGCCCCCUAAUCAAUGGAGGCGAAGGUCGGCCAGUCGAGGAGAUGAGGGACUUGCCGCCGACGCAGAGAACAGCCGAGGUAAGCAGCCGGCUUCCGAAGAGGACGAAGCCCAAUGGCGCCAGAAGCCGGUUAUCAACAUGAUAGUCGGCGGACCGGAGGGCGGCGACUUGGCAAACACCCGAAAAGCCUGGGCUCGGCAAUUGUAUGUCGGGACGGUCUACGGUCGCGAAGAGAGCACCAAAAAGGUAUGCCGAGAACCCAUCAUGUUCACCGAUAGGGACCUGCCAGCCGGAGAGACCCCGCAUCGAGAUGCGUUGGUCAUUGCUAUGGACAUCAAUGGAGUAGUCGUUCGCCGAAUCCUGGUUGACACCGGGAGUAGCGUCAAUGUGCUAUACCUGGAAACCUUCAUCAAAAUGGGGCUAACCCGAGAGCAGCUGAAUCCUGUCAAAACCCCUCUCGCCGGCUUCACCGGGGACUCGGUGGAGGCAGAAGGGUCGAUCACCCUUCCCGUGGAGAUUGGCAGUUACCCGGAUGUACAGAAGUUAAGCAUGAAGUUUAUCGUGGUAAAUCUGGCCUGCUCACAUAACGCCAUACUCGGCCGUCCGGGUUUGGAGGACCUCGGAGCCCUAAUCUCAAUCGAACACCUGUGCUUGAAGUUUCGCACGCCGAACGGAAUAGGAACGGUACGUUGCGAUCGCAAGGCCGCCCGCGACUGUUAUUUACAAGCAUGUAGAGGGAUGGGCAAACGUGAGAUGCAGGUCCACGAGAUUACCGAGAGGCCCCCUAGGAAAACGGUGAUACCUCGCCCCGAGCCGGCCGUCGAGCUAGAGGAAGUCGAGAUUGACCCCACACAGCCUAGUAGGCGGGUGAGAAUUGGGGUCGGCCUUCCUGAGAAACUAAGGGGGGAAAUCGUGAGAGUGCUUCAGGAACAUCGAUUGGUUUUCGCCUGGGGCCCGGAGGAUAUGCCCAGCGUCGAUCGGUCGGUUAUAUCACACCGACUCGCCGUGGAUCCGGAGCACCGACCGGUCGUACAGAAGAAAUGA